Messenger RNA from Trichoplusia ni (cabbage looper), 2174 nucleotides. RefSeq names its product solute carrier family 22 member 3-like. The coding region runs from base 555 to 2090 and encodes 511 amino acids. NCBI's taxonomy places the organism in Eukaryota, Metazoa, Arthropoda, Insecta, Lepidoptera, Noctuidae. Gene Ontology annotation, biological process: transmembrane transport. Gene Ontology annotation, cellular component: membrane. The transcript has 7 exons. Gene Ontology annotation, molecular function: transmembrane transporter activity. The record is from RefSeq and is a predicted model, not a curated record.
GUAAUAGUUUUUAAUCAACAUUGAAAAAGUCACGUUCAUUCAAGUUUAAAAUAAAACGGUCCACGACAAGGCGAUAAAAUAAUCGUAAAAGCAAGUCACCUCUAUCCUCGUCUAAAAAUAGUAGUGCAAUUGUCUUACAGCCGUCGCAAAAAUAUCACGACAAUUUUGUCGCCUCCGCUCCCGUAUGAGCGGAUGUGCGAUUACAGUCGGGCUGUGAAUGGUAGUCGUUAUUGACAAUCGUGUAACAAUGCGUUUGUUCGUUCUCCGAUCCGUACCUUGCCCUACAAAUUGAGAUUUACAUUCAUUAUUGAGACUUAGUCGCGUCGCGUCGCUGUGAAAAGGACGCCUUAUUUGUGUAUUUUACGUUUGAAGUGUUUUUGUGUUGAAUAAAAUGUUCAUUUAAAUUGAAAUCGAAAUAAAAUAGUGUCGUGUAUCAGUUAAUAAUAGAAAGCCAUUAUGAAAUUGAAAAAAUAAUAAUAACUUUUCAAAACAAAGAUUUAAUAAGAAAAUUAUUUUUUAUUUUUAUAAUUAAAUUUGUUAAAUAAAAGAUCAUCAUGACGUCAGAGGAAAAAGUGGCGAGGACUCAUUUGGACGAUGUGUUGAAACAGUUUGGUAUGUUUGGGCGGUACCAUUCUAAACUAAUAUUGCUCAUCGGCUUGGCCUAUGCAUCGAAUGCUGCCUUUUGCGCUAAUUACAUUUUUGCGGCCGAACAUGUUGAAUAUAGGUGUAAAGAUGAAACGUUUGCUAUCAACAAGUGCGGGUCUAUCAACGGUACGAGGUGCACUGAGUGGGUGUAUGAGAAAGAAGACAGUUUUAUGGCAGAAUUUGAUUUAGCGUGUCAAGACUGGAAGAGGACUCUAGUGGGGACCAUUCGCAGCGUUGCUUACAUGUUUGGCCUACUUUUUGUGGGUCCUCUAUCUGACAGGAUAGGCAGAAAAAAGGCUAUAGUACUAACAGGCAUGACUGGAGGUGUACUUGGCAUUGCCAAGAGUUUCGCGCCUAACUACGCAUGGUACAUGGUAUUGGAGUUCCUGGAGUCUGCCUUCGGAGAUUCUUGUUCACCAGUCUAUAUAUUAAAUGUCGAAAUUGUAACAACAAAGAAACGCGUACCGUUUUACGUGAUCUGUGGUAUAGGAUAUGCUAUAGGAGGCGUUAUACAAGCUUUGAUAGCCUGGCAGGUUCAGGACUGGAGGAACUUCCUAAGAGUGCUAUAUGCACCAGCUCUACUUUUCUUCCUCUACUUGUACCUUUUAGAUGAAAGCCCCAGGUGGCUGCUAACGAAGGGCAGGAAGAAUGAAGCAGCGGCUAUCAUUAGAAAGAUGGCGAAGACAAACAAGAUUAAAGUUGACGAGAAGACGCUUGAUGGUUUGGUUCGUGAUACAGAUGGAGACAACGACUUAGGCUUCAAAAGCGUAUUAAAGAGUACCUUUACAUCAAUAACUCUGUUCAGAAGAUUCAUAGUAUGUGUUAUUUGGUGGAUAACUUCAACCUUCGUCAACUACGGCUUGACGAUAGCAUCGGUAACUCUUCAAGGGAACAGAUAUUUGAAUUUUGCUAUAGUAUCCGUGGUAGACCUUCCUGGAUACUUCAUGGUGAUGUAUAUUCUGAUGAACUACAGGAGAAAGAUUCCGUUGAUAAUAACGUUCUUGAUUGGUGGCGUGUUUUGUGUGGGACAACCUUUUUUGCCGUUACAUCUAGCAUGGUUAUCAAUAACAAUGUUCAUGAUCGGCAAGUUGAUGGCGUCCAUGUUCUUUAUGAUGACGUACAUGUACACGUCAGAGCUGUUCCCCACGUACACGAGGAACUCCAUGCACGCGCUGUGCUCGUCUUUAGGCAGGAUCGGGUCCAUAGCCGCGCCGCAGAUGCCUUUAUUGGCAGCAUACUGGAAUGGUCUUCCAGCUUUGAUAUUUGGUAUCACGUCGCUAAUAGCUGGUCUAGCCACGUUCAUGGUUCCUGAUACUGCGAACGAUGCCCUACCUGAUACAGUCAAAGAGGCUGAAGCAUUAGGACAGGAGAAACCGAAAGCAAUUACUAACGCACCCGAAGACAAAAGUGGAGUGAGAAAUAGAAGUUUUGAGUGGACGGAAUGAGGGCCUCUGUAAUUGUUUAGUAAAAAUAUAUUUCUGUUAACAUAUGUGAUAAAAUAGUACAAAAAUAAAACUGUUUGAGUUAUA